This is a messenger RNA of Liolophura sinensis, 2789 nucleotides long. RefSeq names its product silk gland factor 1-like. Lineage: Eukaryota; Metazoa; Mollusca; Polyplacophora; Chitonida; Chitonidae. The record is from RefSeq and is a predicted model, not a curated record. The coding region runs from base 70 to 1356 and encodes 428 amino acids. Gene Ontology annotation, molecular function: transcription factor binding; DNA-binding transcription factor activity, RNA polymerase II-specific; protein domain specific binding. Gene Ontology annotation, biological process: cell differentiation; anatomical structure morphogenesis; regulation of transcription by RNA polymerase II. The transcript has a single exon.
UACAAUUUGCCUCCACGAUUUCUCGUGUUUUGAAAACUGAUCAGUGAAGUUGGACUAUCCUGCUUCUAUAUGGUUCUCGGGCUGCAAGAGGGGAUGACGAUGCUGUCAACGAAGUCUCCGUAUGAUUCCGUGAGUACUAGCGGCUACUCCAUGACGAGUAUGACCAAUAUGAACAGUUUGAACAGUAUGGGCUCGGUGGGUACGAUGCCGGGCUCAAUGUCUAUGGGCAACAUGAGCUCCUACUCCCCCCAGCCCAUGCACGGAGGGAUGGGCAUGACGUCCAUGGGCGCUGCCGGCAUGUCAGGCAUGGGAAUGGGCAGCAUGGCCAUGCCAUCCACCAUGGGAGGUAUGAACACUAUGAACACUAUGGGUGGCAUGAACGGGAUGGCCGCCAUGGGCAGUAUGCCACCUAUGAACGGCAUGAACGGCGCGAUGUCCCCGAUGAGGAACGCCCUGGACCUGAACAGAGCACAAGCCAUCAAUCGCGCCCGGGAGAAGACUUACCGCAGGAGUUAUACCCACGCUAAACCUCCAUACUCCUACAUCUCCCUGAUCACCAUGGCCAUUCAACAGUCCCCCAACAAAAUGUGUACGCUCAGUGAAAUAUAUCAAUUCAUUAUGGAUCUCUUUCCGUUUUAUCGGCAGAAUCAACAGAGAUGGCAGAACUCAAUUCGCCAUAGUUUGUCGUUUAAUGACUGUUUCGUCAAAGUUCCACGAACACCAGACCGACCCGGAAAAGGCAGCUACUGGACACUACACCCGGACUCCGGAAACAUGUUUGAAAAUGGCUGCUACCUGAGGAGACAAAAACGCUUCAAAUGUCCCAAGAAAGAGGUGAUCAGACAGGCCGCACGAGCCUCUCAUGUGACAGGCCAGACACCUCCUCAUAAUGGUGGCUCACCUACCCCAACAACAACAACAGACUGUAUCUCAGAACCAAACACACCUCCUCAUUCGCUGUCAGGGGAUAUGGCCCCAGCCCCUAAGAUAGAGCAUAGUCUGUCCUCCACCCCACCCGCACCCACCCUCUCAGCUCCUCAGCAUCAGCAGCAACAACAACAGCAGUCAGUGAACGAAAUGAGCCUAUCUCGACACCCUCUUCAGCACCCAGAGAUGCCUCCAGGAAUGCUCGCGCCCGUCCACCAGUUAAACGGUCCACAUUUUAAUCACCCGUUUUCAAUCACAAGUCUUAUGUCUUCGGCGGAAAACAAACUGGACAUGAAAAUGUAUGACAUGCAAGGCUAUGGCUAUAGUCAAAUGUCACCCUUAAAUCUACCAAAAGACUCUUCACCACCCAUGACGAAUGACGGGAGUUAUUACAAAACGUAUACACCUCAUUCAACGGCCAGUUUGUGAGUGGUUGUUGUGGAUAUACUUACUUAUCUAUCUAUCUAUAUGAAUAUAAAUAUAAAUAGACAAAGGCAAUCCAUUGAUAUUUUACUAUUAGAGCUGAAUCUUCUCCGUUCCUUCUCCACCAGCUUGAUGAAUUUUUGGAGAACAUCUCAGUUGCCUGUUUUGUGUUCUCGUUCCAAGUUCUUCGGACGGAUACCUUUGAGUGACAAUGUCUCUUGUGCUUGCCUCGAAGGCCAUUCUGGCUGGAGUUGUGAACAAAAUGUUGUGUCCCCUGUGAAUUUAAGAGAUCUGAGGAUAGUCCGAGAUAUGUAUUUGUAUGUGGUCUGCUAAUCCAUAACUGCCAUGCAAUCUCCUUUGGGUUCAUGACUUAGGGAGAUAUUUUUGUCACACUUCCACUGUUGUCUCAUUUCUGCUAUGAGUAGGUGGUCCCUUCAUUGUGUAGCCUUAGUUCAUCAAAGUGCCACUUGUUACCUGUUGUUUUUUAUGAUUUCACCAGAAAAAUGGCGCAGUAUCAAUCUUCGCCUUGUGUUUUCUUGUUUUUCUUUUUGACGAAGAAAGUUACAGAAAAAGUCUCAUCAUUUAGGAAAUUGUUUCAAAAACUUACAUUGUUAUUUUCUUUGUUGACGCCAUUUAUGCUCCAAACAUUCCUGGCAGUUUCUGAAAGGCUGUUCUAAAGGAAAAGAUUUGUGCUUAUAUAUAGAAAACUGUAGAAAUGUAUAUUUGCUGUAAUUUAUCAUGAUUUUAUUUCUAUUUUAGUUGACAGAGUUGAAGAUUUUUUUCUUGACAAAAUGAUUUUUUAUGUCGGAGAAAAUUAGCAUAGUUAUUUUUUGUUGUAAAAGUGGGUAGAUCUAGAGAGAUUAUGCCAGGUAAAAAUUGUAGUCAUGUCUCAUCUAGAGAAGAAAGUCGGCCAUUGUUUUCACCAAAGAUAUUUAAUACUGACUUUACAAAUAGGUGCCGUCGUCUCAAACUAAGACAAAUACAGGGUGUUGUACAGAAUAAUAUUUUACCGUUAUUUGAGAUUUUUACUGCAUUUUACUCAAAAUAAAUGUUUAAGAGUGACGAAGUCGAUCCUUUAUAUAUUCUGUCUCAGAGCGGACAAUCCAAGUCAAAUUUCUCAAUCACUAUGGUCUUGCUAGACGAGACUCACAGCCUGCAGUUAUAAUAUAGGCGGAUCUCGGUGGAAUGCUCUACGUCCACGCACCAAUCUCACAAACACUGUGUCCAACCAACAUUUUUUUUUUACUCUUCUCUUAGAAAAAUUAAACCACUUAAAUGUCUUUAUCAAGCUAAAUUAUUGGUCUUCGAGUUUUGUUUCCUUGUCAGAUUUUGAAUUGGCUGUGAAUAGUUUCACGGAAAUUUAGUAAUUAGAGAAUUGUGCCCGACCCCAGUUGAGGGACUGGUUGACAUACGACCGUUGCCAGGUACAGCAACAUUUC